This is a messenger RNA of Vigna angularis (adzuki bean), 1507 nucleotides long. Its product is annotated as receptor-like protein kinase FERONIA. Lineage: Eukaryota; Viridiplantae; Streptophyta; Magnoliopsida; Fabales; Fabaceae. Bases 361 to 1425 code for a protein of 354 amino acids. Gene Ontology annotation, biological process: protein autophosphorylation. Gene Ontology annotation, molecular function: ATP binding; transmembrane receptor protein tyrosine kinase activity. The transcript has 3 exons. Gene Ontology annotation, cellular component: plasmodesma; plasma membrane. The record is from RefSeq and is a predicted model, not a curated record.
CUUCAACACACUCAAAACCAGAGGACCCAUGAUUUCCCAUCUUCCAUUCACACAACAGGACCCUCACUAUCCACUCUCGUUAGCAUCUUCAUUGUCGUUCGCAGGCACUUACGAAGCAAGUAAAAGCUAGAACGCGAAAGGCCCCAGUCUUUGAAGGAGAGCAAACAAUAUCUGAAAUGAAUGCUUGGUGAGAAAUAAACACAGCCUUGUAAAAACUUUAGGGGAUCUUAUUUUGGCGAGAUUCCAACCCAAACCUAAUAUUCUUCUCAAGCCAAACGAAUGAGAAGUAGCAUAGUUCAAUGUCUAUGGUAAGUGACAAGUGAAAACUACUUAAGCAAGCAGGUGUUACAAAUUGGAACUAUGUUUCUGAAUUGUUUGGGCAUGUGCUGUUCGAAGCCCACAACAAAUACAAAUUCAUCUCGGAGACAGUUUCCAUCGUUAAUAGAAGAACUGUGCCAUCAAUUUUCUCUCAUCGAUAUCAGGAAAGCCACCGAUAACUUUGAUACAAACAGAGUAGUAGGACGUGGAUUAUUUAGUGAAGUAUAUAAAGGCUGUUUACAGCAUAAUGGGGCUUCUGAUUACACGGUCGCAAUAAAGCGAUUUAAUGAUCAAGGAUGGGAAGCGUUCAACACGGAAAUAGAAUUGUUAUGUCAGCUUCAUCACCCCAGAUGUGUGUCUCUUAUAGGAUUCUGCAACCACGAAAAUGAGAAGAUUCUUGUAUACGAGUACAUGUCCAAUGGAUCUCUAGACGAACAACUACAAGAUGGUAAACUAUCAUGGAAGAAGAGGCUAGAAAUUUGCAUAGGAGUAGCACGUAUACUACACUACAUUCACACCGGAGCUAAACGUACCAUCUUUCACUGCAUCCUAGGUCCUAAUACCAUCCUUUUGGAUGACCACAUGGAGCCAAAACUCUCUGGUUUUGGUGUUAGCCUGCAGGGAUCACGUUUUAUGUCAAAGCAGAAGCAAAUGAAUGUAGAGCAUGUUAUGGGUACUUGGGGCUUCAUGGCUGCGCUGGUCACCGAUGGUACCAUCACAGCUAAAUGGGAUGUUUUCUCAUUUGGUUUGGUUCUACUCGAUGUUGUGUGCAGGAGAACCCUGACUGAAAAAAAUUUUCCGGAGAACCACCCUGUUGAGGAGAAAAUUGAUCCGAUUCUCAAAGGAAAGAUUGCACCAGAUUGUUGGCAAGUGUUUGUUGAUGUCAUGGUAAAUUGCUUGAAGUAUGAACCAGAUGAGCGACCUACAAUGGGUGAAGUAGAGGUGCAACUUGAGCACGCUCUAUCGAUGCAGGAACAAGCAGAUAUCACAAACUCCAACUGUGAUUAUACCAUAUUGUCCAAAACCAUUAUUCCACGUGGAGUGAAAGUGAUGGGUGUAUUGAGGAGAAGGUUUCCUGUGAGUUACACAGACACCAAUAACACCUGAGUCAACUAUAUAAGGGAACAACACCACUCUUUAUCUAAAACCUUAAGACAAUGGGUUAAUGGAUCUUUCAUUUUUAUAUACU